AUGAUGCUGCUGAGCCUCUGCUCCCUCUUGCUUCUCUUCGGGGCGUCAGGUGCGCAGCCCGCCCUGUCGCCCGCCCUGUCGCCCGCCCUGUCGCCCGCCCUGUCGCCCGCCCUGUCGCCCGCCCUGUCGCCCGCCCUGUCGGAGCCGGCGUGCCCGUCCUGCGCCCUGGCGGCUCUGCACUCGGCGGGGGCGGGGCAGGGGGCGGGGCCCGGGCAGGACGUGGUGGAGGCGGUCAAACGCCACAUCCUGUCCAUGCUGCACCUGUCGCACCGUCCCAACAUCACCCGCCCCGUGCCCCGCGCCGCCGUCCUCAACGCCAUCCGCAAACUGCACGUGGGGCGCGUCGCCGAGGACGGCAGCGUGACCAUCGACGAAGAGGGCGGAGCCAAAGACGCUCGCCGCGGAAAAGACGCCGAGAGUCAAGACACGACCGAGAUCAUCACCUUCGCCGAAGGAGGACCUGGAGGUUCUGUGGACUUCGUUCUCUCGGCUGAAGCUUCAGGUUUGUCUCUGGUGGAACAGGCCAACGUUUGGUUGUUUCUGCGUUUGUCCAAAUCCAACCGCAGUCGCGCCAAAGUGACGAUCCGACUGUACCAGCCUCGGCGGCGCCACCUGCGGGCGGAGGCGCAGGGCGAGGACGUGCUGCUCGCCCAGAAGAACGUGGACACGCGGCGAAGCGGGUGGCACACCUUCCCCGUGAGCGCGGCCGUGCAGAGCCUCCUCUCCAGAGGCUCAGACGGCUCCACGCUCUCCGUGCGCGUGUCCUGCCCGCUGUGCGCCGACGCCGGCGCCAGCGUCGUGUUGGCGUCGGACUCCAGAGUGAGCGCGCGGGAACAGUCGCACCGACCUUUCCUCAUGGCCGUGGUGCGUCAGGACGACCUCUCCGACUCCAAACGACGUAAAAAACGAGGCCUGGAGUGCGACGGGAAAGUGCGGGUCUGCUGCAAACGCCAGUUCUACGUCAACUUCAAGGAGAUCGGCUGGAACGACUGGAUCAUCGCGCCCCCCGGGUACCACGCCAACUACUGCGAGGGCGACUGCCCGUCGCACGUGGCCAGCAUCACGGGCUCCAGCCUGUCCUUCCACUCCACGGUGAUCGGACACUACCGCAUGCGCGGGUACAGCCCCUUUCAGAACCUGCGCUCGUGCUGCGUGCCCACGCGGCUCCGCGCCAUGUCCAUGCUCUACUACAACGAGGAGCAGAAGAUCAUCAAGAAGGACAUCCAGAACAUGAUCGUGGACGAGUGCGGCUGCUCGUAAACGAGCUCAGGCCGCGGCGCCAGACUCAGACUCUUAAAUAAAACAGAUCUAAUAUAUUUUUGUUACGGACAAACUGAAAGUGUAAAAUAGUGUUAUUAUUUAUGAGACGAGCGCCGACGACUCUGAGGCGCCAAACUCAAACUCAAACUAUGCAACUUGUUUCCUUCAAAUGUUUAAACUUUAUCGACUUUGUUGACGACAGAUACUUGAAUGGAACAAGUUGGCCUCGCUGCUCCAACCAAACAUUUAUAAUUAUUAUUAUUGUCCAUGUUUCAUGUUUUUGCAUUUUUCUGUUCUUGGUUUGAUGUUUUUAAACGUUCAAAACGUUCUUUUUUGCACUAGAGCGAAGUUUAGCCUGGAGUCAGAUGAUGAGGAGGUUCACGAGCUGGAAACACGUGUGACCUUACGCUUCAUAUUUCUGUAUUUACUGAUCCACACGAAACUAAACGUGGCACAAAGUUCCGCCUCUUCUCUGUCGUCGAGUCGCAGAGACGUGAGCGAGUCUGACGAGCCCAAAGAUCAAGAAACAUCUGACAUCCAGAGCGUGAACACCUCCUGUAGAAACAGACGCUGAUAUCAUCGAGUAAACGACAUAAAACUGACAGAAAAUCAUCCAGAUACGAGACCAGACUAAAACCAGACUAAAACCAGACUAAAACCAGACUAAAACCAGACUAAAACCAGACUAAAACAGGACCAAACUCUCCAAACGCGAGUGGCACAAAAACAUCAAACCGUCAGAGUGAAAGUGUGAGGUUCAAACCUUGGGCCUUUUCACUCUGACGUCUGUUUCUGCGCCUCCAGUCGUGCAGAUGAUGAUUUUCUGGACGUUUUAGUGUUUUUAGGUUUUUAGUUUGGAUUUGUCACGACGCACCAACAGCACAGAGACAGUAUUCUACACGACCAACGACAGCCCCAAACCCCGAACCCCGAACCUCAAAUCUACCGUUUCACUGAACACAAACUACGCUCAUUUAUGACCAACAGUCAGAGCCCCAGAUCAAGUUCACCUGCCCUCGUGUCACUGGGCAAGAC
Messenger RNA from Boleophthalmus pectinirostris (great blue-spotted mudskipper), 2295 nucleotides. RefSeq names its product inhibin subunit beta Aa (gene inhbaa). Gene Ontology annotation, molecular function: hormone activity; growth factor activity; cytokine activity. Bases 1 to 1260 code for a protein of 419 amino acids. The record is from RefSeq and is a predicted model, not a curated record. Lineage: Eukaryota; Metazoa; Chordata; Actinopteri; Gobiiformes; Gobiidae. The transcript has 2 exons. Gene Ontology annotation, biological process: BMP signaling pathway; SMAD protein signal transduction. Gene Ontology annotation, cellular component: extracellular region.